Molecule: messenger RNA, 1275 nt
Organism: Penicillium diatomitis
Lineage: Eukaryota; Fungi; Ascomycota; Eurotiomycetes; Eurotiales; Aspergillaceae
Product: putative endo-1,3(4)-beta-glucanase
Exons: 1
Coding region: 1-1275 (424 amino acids)
Source: RefSeq, a predicted model, not a curated record
AUGGCGCUUGAUGAUGCCUCGCCGCAGGCAGGUUCCUACCCGGCUCCGAGCUCGCGAGCUAGUCCUCAAGAGACUCCAUCGCUUGGACCGAACCCCGCGAUGGCCAGGAACUUCACACUGCGAUUGAAAUCAGACUUCGUGGUCAGACCGGACUAUUUCACAAUGGCCUUUGGCUUCCUCGGGCGGAGAAACUGGGAGAAACUGGUCGCAUAUACGAUGAUGGAGCGGGUCGAGAACAGCUGGCUUCUCACGGGCCGUGUGCUCACACAGGACGAGCUGGACGCGUUCACGGCUUAUUCAACGCGGACACUGUACUACCGUCGCAUGGGUGUGCCCAUUGCCUCAUUCCUCGGCACAGCCUAUCUCUACAACAAGACACGGAAGGAUUUGAAUCUCCCGUCGAAUACCAGCCCGGCAAAGGUGUUCACCUCGCUGCGCAAUCUCGCCAAGGUCGACAAGGCUGGAUUCCGAUCCAUGAUGGGAGCGUCGGCCUUCAAGAUGCUCUUCCUUACUACGAGCGGUGCGAUCAUGUCUGGAUUUAUUGCGCUUUGGACAGAGACGCAGGGUGUUGUGCAGGAUCCUCGGCUGAGAGGGUUUGUGGAGGACAUGAGAGGUCAAAAGCCCGAGGAUGUCCGGCAGCGCAAGAUCAAAGCGGCUAGUGAACGUGUUCGUGCCAUGCGCAGCGGGGAGCAAGAUAUUGAACCGUACAUUGUUCAGGAAUUGCGACAACCGGGCGCGCAUAUCGAAAGGAGCGAUACCGACUCGUACGCCUAUGAUAGCUCUCCCACCUCAACCUCUGAUGAGGAGAUCCCCUACGGAACUCCCGAAUCCUCGACACAAACCGAUCAACAACGACCUAGUCCCACAACACCCCGCAGGCCAGCCUGGGGCUCUGGCAGUCAAGCAGUUCCUUCAACCGGGUCAACUGCCGAGCCUUCCACAAGUACAGAUUACUUCCUCGGUGGCCCAAGUGACGAUGCAAGCCCCACUGCACCUGAAUACCGGAACACGAACCCCGAUGGCUCGCGUUCCGGUAGUGCAUGGGAUCGUCUUCGUCGACAGACUGGGAGCCAGCCAUCACGAACUCCUCCACCUCAACAGUGGGGCCAACCAAAAACCUCCCCCGAGACAUCGACAUACACCUCGGGGAGCGAAACUGACAUGUACUAUGCCAACAAGGAGCGAGAGCAGAACCAGGCUCAAGCUGAGUUUGACCGGUUACUGGAGGCAGAAAGGCGAGCUUCCAGUGAGUCCUCUCAGGGCCGAGGGUGGUAG